This is a messenger RNA of Pangasianodon hypophthalmus (striped catfish), 2537 nucleotides long. RefSeq lists its product as uncharacterized. Gene Ontology annotation, molecular function: carbonate dehydratase activity; zinc ion binding. The transcript has 21 exons. The record is from RefSeq and is a predicted model, not a curated record. NCBI's taxonomy places the organism in Eukaryota, Metazoa, Chordata, Actinopteri, Siluriformes, Pangasiidae. The coding region runs from base 140 to 2236 and encodes 698 amino acids. Gene Ontology annotation, cellular component: plasma membrane.
AUGCAUUUGGAUUCUGCAGCAGUUGUCAGCGGAGACACUCGACACGCCCACACACAGUGUUUGACAUAUAUUUAAGGAGGGAAGGAGUGUGACUCCUAGAAUUCUGCUCAACUGCAUUGUUGGACUUCACUGGUAAAAGAUGAAUCUACAGCUCGUGUCAUUACUCGUUGCCUGUCUGCUUUCCACUGUUUAUAGUGAAGGCUCAGUAGAAUACUGCUAUAACUUGCCAGCAUGCAAUCCAAGCACAUGGCCUACUCUAGCACCACACCACUGCAAUGGCACUCGACAGUCUCCUAUCAAUAUUGUGACUGCUGAUGUGAAACCUGAUAAGAACCUGACAGCCUUCAGCUUCAAAGGCUUUAAUGACAACUCUACCAUCAUAAGCAUUCAAAACAUUGGAAAGUCAGUGAAAAUUCAUCUUGAUGAAACCAAGAUGAGCGUGUCAGGAGGAGGCCUUCAGAGCCAGUACAAUUCCAGCCAGUUUCACAUUCACUGGGGCAAUGGCUCCUCUAUCAAUGGAUCAGAACACACUGUGGAUGGCAGACAAUAUGCAAUGGAGUUGCACAUAGUAAAUAUUAGGACUGAUGUAACCCCAGAUGUUGCUGCCAAUGACUCAACAGCAUAUGCUGUUCUUGGUUUCUUCAUUGAAGCAACCAACAGCAGUGGCACACCAGAGAGCUGGAAGAAACUCACCUCAUUUUUAUCAGAAAUUCCUAAUAAAGGUGACUCAUUGGACAUUAUGCAUGAACUUACUGUAGACAGUCUGCUUGAAGGAGUAGACCGGACUAAAUAUUACCGUUACCUUGGCUCUCUGACCACACCAUCAUGUGAUGAAAUUGUGGUGUGGACUGUAUUCAAAGACCCAAUCAAAGUCAGCAAAGAUUUGAUUGAUCUUUUCAGCAACAAAAUGCAUAUCAAUGCAACGGCUGAUCCUUUCAUCAUCAACAACUACAGACCAGCUCAGGCUCUGAAUGGCAGGGUUGUAACAUCACAACCAACAUCAGUAUCGGGAUCAGAACCAUCAUCAGCAAGCACACUUCAUCACACUCUGUCCAUCAGCAUGGCUCUCCUCUACUCUGUAUUGUUUUGGUGUUUCUAUCUGGAUGACCUUGUCGAUGUUGGAAAACUGAAUGCUCUAAGCGAUACUUCAGCGUCUACUGCUGUCAUAUCUACACCUAUUUUAUGGGAGCGACUGGGCCUUGGUGCAACAUGGGUAAUGAAAAAUCCCUGUAGUAUAAAGGAGACUGGUGGAGGCCAAGUUAAUAAAAUGGGCUUGUUGCUUCUUACCCACCUUGUUGCUUGGUUGUUGCCUGUGGCCUGUAGUGCUGAUCUCCCAAUAGGCUGGUGCUAUAACUUUCCAACAUGCAGUGAAUCUACCUGGCCUUCAAUCCCUGAUGCAUACUGCAGUGGAAGCCACCAGUCUCCUAUUAACAUUGUGACUACAAAUGUCCGAGCUGACAUGAACUUAACAUCAUUCAGCUUCACUGGUUAUGAUGAUGGCACGGUCAUGACUGAAAUGACCAACACUGGCAGGAACGUUAAGGUCACAUUGAACCAAGAAAAGAUGGUGGUUGAAGGUGGAGCCCUUCCUGGCAUUUACUACAGCAAGGAUUUCCACUUACACUGGGGCAAUGGGAGCUCCAUGCCUGGAUCUGAGCACACCAUAAAUGGCAAAAGAUUCUCUAUGGAGUUGCACAUAGUGAAUGUUAAAGCAGGAUACAAUUCAACUGCAAGUGCCCUUAAAGAUCCAACAGGGUUUGCUGUUCUUGGUUUCUUUCUUGAGGCGACCAAUGACACUGGUAAACCCAAGAGCUGGAAGACCCUAACCUCCUAUCUAGGAAAUAUCUCAAAUGCAGGUGAUGAAGUAGCAAUCACUGAGCAUAUUACCAUGGACAGUUUGCUUGAAGGAGUGGAUCGGACUAAAUAUUACCGCUACCUAGGCUCUCUCACCACACCACCCUGUAAUGAAGCUGUCGUGUGGACUAUCUUCAAAGACCCCAUUAAAGUCAGCCAAGAUUUGAUUGAUCUCUUCAGUGUUAGUGUGUACUUCAACAAGAGCUUGACCUCUCACCCGAUGACUGAUAACUUCAGACACACUCGGGCCAUAAACGACAGAGUUGUGACCUCUCAGGACAGCAGUACCAGGGCAAAUUGGCCAUCAAAUUCAACAGACAUCCAACCCUACAAUAUAUACUUAUUUACUGCAGCACUCCUGUACAUCAUCUGUUGGUUCUAGGCUUUGCACAUGAUUGGCACAGUAAACAAGAUGUUGCUGAAUUUCCCACCUGAAUAAAGAAUGAAUGGAGAAUGUUUUGAGUAUUAAGGAAGUUUGUAAAGUUUUAUGUACAUGGCUAUUUAAUUUAAAUAGUUUUUUUUACUGUGCACAAAUUGGUAUAAUGGUACUAGACAGACAUCCUGAAAUAUUUUUGUACACUUAAUUGAUGCACCUGUAUGCAAUGUGUUUGUCUACCUUCUGAUACUUAAAGCAUUAAUGUUGACCACUGCACAUUUUGAAUAAAAUCACUUUUCUAAAGGAA